AUGGGCUCCAACACAAUAUGCACAUGUUGCAUAUUAUUCUCUCUACUCUUUGCCUCUCCAUUUGUCAUUCUAAUCACCCUAUCCUAUGUAGGUGUGAAGCCAAGAUUCUACAUUCAAGAACUCUACAUUCCAUCCCUCAACACUUCAAAUUCUCACACACUCAAUCUUUCAAACCCCAACACUUCCAUAAUCAUCGACCUCAAAUUCAAGAGAGAGAUCGCCUACGUGGGACUCCGCUACGAAAACAUCAACAUCACCCUCUUCUACGGCCCCAACCGGACCUCCCUCGGCAGCGCCCUCAUAGCCGGAUUCAAGCAGGGCAAGAAGAAGAACGCCCGCCGCAGGGCUGUGGUGGACGCUCGCGGCCUUCCGUGGGAGGAGGCGUUUGCGAGGGUUUCGGGUGGGUCGACUGUGGUGGUGGCGGUGGAGGUGGCUACCGGAUACAUGCUGCGGCGGUGCAAUGAGGAUGAUUGCUAUUAUACGGAGGCAAAAGAGGUGUUGGUGGCGGCGGAUUUGGUGGUGGAUGGCUCCGGCUUGGAGGUUUCUAAGAAGCCUACAAGACUUAAGAAAGUAGUAUUGGUUUGA
Molecule: messenger RNA, 585 nt
Organism: Salvia hispanica
Lineage: Eukaryota; Viridiplantae; Streptophyta; Magnoliopsida; Lamiales; Lamiaceae
Product: protein NDR1-like
Biological process (GO): defense response to other organism
Cellular component (GO): plasmodesma; plasma membrane
Source: RefSeq, a predicted model, not a curated record